Messenger RNA from Colletotrichum orchidophilum, 537 nucleotides. Its product is annotated as intracellular hyphae protein 1. The record is from RefSeq and is a predicted model, not a curated record. Lineage: Eukaryota; Fungi; Ascomycota; Sordariomycetes; Glomerellales; Glomerellaceae. The transcript has 2 exons. The coding region runs from base 1 to 537 and encodes 178 amino acids.
AUGCGGUUCUCCAUCUUCACCGUUCUCGCGGCUGCUGCCAGCUUCGCUGCUGCUCUUCCCGCCACCUCCUGCUCCGCCCCUGAUGCCCGUCCCUCCGAACCCUGCGGCAAGCUUGGCAAUUUCCACGUAAGCACCGUGAAGGUCAACCAGACCUUGGGGUACUUUGCCUAUCGCUACAAUUCUGGUAUCUGCGACAUCGCGAAUGCGAGCCACAUCGCGAAUCCAGACGUCAUAUUCGUUGGCCAGCGCAUCCUCAUCCCCGUCAACGUCUGCAAGCCCGACAACACCACUUGUACUACGCCCCCCGGUUCGGCCACCUGUAUUGAGGCCGACGUGUGGAAGUCCCUUGAAAAUAAAGCCAAGGACAAGGUGGAAAUCGAUGGCAAUGUGGCAAAAUAUCAAAUCAAGGGGGGUGAUACUUUCUACGCUCUCUCAAAGUCGUGGAACAUUACCCUCGCUUCCCUGACCGGCGUCAACGUCGGUGUCGAACCCACGGCCCUCCAGAUCGGCCAGACCAUCAAUGUUCCCAUCUGCUAA